Anopheles bellator is the source of this 3055-nucleotide messenger RNA. RefSeq names its product broad-complex core protein isoforms 1/2/3/4/5. The transcript is spliced from 6 exons. NCBI's taxonomy places the organism in Eukaryota, Metazoa, Arthropoda, Insecta, Diptera, Culicidae. Gene Ontology annotation, molecular function: protein binding. The record is from RefSeq and is a predicted model, not a curated record. Gene Ontology annotation, cellular component: nucleus. Bases 209 to 2344 code for a protein of 711 amino acids. Gene Ontology annotation, biological process: regulation of transcription by RNA polymerase II.
CCGGUGGGUUGCUCUGCUACUAUCAACUUGAUCUGCCGGCCGGCUGCUGGAAUGCGUCCUUAAGGCUAAGGAUCACACACGGCCGGAGGCGACACAAAACCCACACACGUCCUUCCUGUGGCUCAGACGUAGCGCUCGACCACACAGCAACCCGAUCCAACGAACUCCAGCAGUGACUCCGCCAAAAAGUUAGUAGACGCCGGGUGCCAUGGUGUCGCAGCAGCAGUACUGUCUCCGGUGGAAGUACCACCACACGAACCUGCAGACGAUGUUUUCGCAGCUGCUCGACCGGGGUUGCUUCUGCGACGUGACGCUGGCGUGCGAGGGCCAAACGAUCCGCGCCCAUCGGGUGGUGCUGUGCGCCUGUAGCACCUACUUCGAUCAGCUGCUGACGAACUGCAGCUCGGAGAAGGACCCGAUCAUCAUCAUGCGCGAGGCGCGCUACGAGGACGUCAAGUGUCUGAUCGAGUUCAUGUACCGGGGCGAGAUCAACGUGAAGCAGACCAUGAUCGGCUCGCUGCUCAAGACGGCCGAGGAGCUGUGCAUCAAGGGCCUGGCGGAGGUGUCCUGGCGCGAGCAGGAGGCCGCCGUAGCGGUGGCAGCCCACCACCACCACAGCGGCAGUGGCAGCAGUGGCGGUGCUCCGCCUCCGCACCACUACCAUCUGAGCCCACCGUCCACCAUGACGACACCGCCGCAGACGACGACCAUCUCCGUGCUGACAGACAGCCCCGAUGACAGCAGCGUGGCCGUGCAUAGUGUCAACCACAACCAAAACAACAACAACGUCAGCAGCAGCAGCAUAGCCAAUGCCAAUGGGGGGGCCUAUGAGCUGGAAGAAGUGGCCACGCCAUUCGCAGGCACCGGCAUCAGCAGCAGCCGGCUGCUUACCGUGAAGGACACUAGUGAGCCGCGCGCUGUGGCUUCAGAUGAUGACCAUGAGCGGCAGGAGCAGCAGCAGCAGCAGCAGCACGCGGUGGGCUGCGAUGCGGAACAACCGGAGGCCCUGCCCCCACUACCGCUGCUGAGUAGAGGCGGUGGGCUGCCGGUGGGCAAGAAGAAGCGAGGCCGCCCGCCACUGGACGAGGAGUACAUGACGUUUCAGCCACGGCCCAGGCUGUCGCAGCCCGUCGGACUUAGUUUCUCGCCGCUCGCCGAGACCGUCGGUGCCAUGGCACCCGAGGGUCUGGUACCACCGAUUGUCGGAGCGUCGGAGCCGACCGUCAAGCUGACCCGUGACCCGUUCGAGAGCGCCGACGCCUCCGCCUCCGCCGCCGAUGGUAGUGCCGGUCCAGUAUUUACCAAGUCGGAACGUCCCGAUACGCCGGCCUCGUCGUCCGACCUGGGCGGUGGCGCCGGUUUCACGCACUACACCUGGGGCAGUAGCGGCAGUGUGUCGGGGGACUCGGGUGGCGGCGGUCUGUUUGGGCAGCAAGAGCAAGACCACCUGGCGACCGGAGUGGCGGCCAAGUUUGAGAGCCCCCGGCCACUGGACGAUAGCAACCACCACCACCAGCAGCAGCAGCAGCAGCAGCUUGAUCUCCACCACCAUCAACAGCAGCAGGAACAGCAGGAGUCAACGCCACCGGGGCCGCCGACGAGCCCGAGCUACGGUGUCUUUCUGACACCGACGGAGCAGGCCCGCUGGCGGAACGUGGUCAAGAUGAACGACUACCUGAAGAAGGGCCGCCGGCAGCAGUUCUGGGAGGAACCGUUCACCAAGCGCGUGAUGGAGGACAUCAAGCAGAAGGCGCUCGAGAUGAAGAAGGCGGCCAAGAUACUGGGCGUCUCGUAUGGCACACUGUACGGCCACUACCGGGAUACUUACGGGUGUCUGAAGCAUCCCUACAAGGAUGCACCGUACACGUCGAGGCUGCGACUGCGGGAUGUGUCGGGCGAGCCGGGUGACGCGACCGCGACCAUCGCGCAGCUCGUCGAUAUGGUGCAGCGCGAGGUGAUCAGUCUGCCGCGGGCCGCCGAGCUCCUGAACACGACGCCGGCCACCAUGAGCAGCUACAUCGAGCGCUACGAUCGCACACGUAUGUCCAGCGCGGGGCUGAAUGGCGGCUUUCUCGUGCAGCGCCCCAACAGUUUCGGUGACGACGAGCCGGAUGAGACGAGCCACCGCGCUGCCUUGAUGCUGUCCCUGCCACUGAUGACGCAGCUGAUGAAGCAGCAGCAGCAACAGCAGCAAUUGUCGGCUCCGGUGCCGGACUCCGGAGCCCGAACGCCAGCGUUCGGUGCGGUCUCAGCGAGCGAUGUACCGCGCGUUGACGAUGAGGUGCUGAGUGCCCUGCUGUCGUCGGAGUGUGAGUCGGUGGACGGUGAAACCAUGUCCAGCUGAGCUGAGCGUACCGGUCGAGAUACGGGCAAGGAAUCCCUGCGAUCCACGCGACCAUCGCCGCCGCCAUCCCAAGCCCGCAAGCAACAAGUGCUCCGCUAGUGUAACGCUCUAGGCAACGCAGGGCAACUCGAGCUGAUAGGGCUGUAGAUAGUGUGUACACCACCGCGAGUAGUCUGUAGGGGCGCGCGAUGCUGUGAACUGCGCUGACCACAGCAAUCAAGAGCAGGAGGACCCCGUCUAUUGCCAUCUACUAAGCCUAUUCAUCCUGUACUGAAGUGUAGAGCUGCUAUCUGUGUAUAUAUCUACGUUGGAUGCGGGCGGUGUGCCCUGUGGCGCCACUGUCUGUUCGCAAGAGCUCGCGGCUCGGGGUCAGCCUUCGAAAGGUGUCCCGACACAUCCCGCACAUGAAGAUGCUUGAGGUGCUUGACGUGCUCACUCUUGAGCCGUUUCUGUUGAGGUGCAACCCAAUUUAUUCUGUAGGUUUAGCGCAAUCAAAGCGAGGGCAAGGGCGCUGCUGCAAGUGGGUUACGCGUGAAACACCGAUCCCAACGUAGGAGGACUAGCUCGUUUAUUUAGCCAAAACAUGUCGCCGACGGUAACAUGUGCCUCUGUGUUGGGGAAAACUUCACACGGCGGCGCAGCAACUGUUCGUGCCACCGAAAGUGUUGGGUUGGAUGCAUUUGCGCAACGUUGCCUUGCCCAAACGGUUUC